This is a messenger RNA of Cherax quadricarinatus, 3784 nucleotides long. RefSeq names its product A disintegrin and metalloproteinase with thrombospondin motifs adt-1-like. The record is from RefSeq and is a predicted model, not a curated record. Gene Ontology annotation, molecular function: metalloendopeptidase activity. Lineage: Eukaryota; Metazoa; Arthropoda; Malacostraca; Decapoda; Parastacidae. Gene Ontology annotation, cellular component: extracellular matrix. Gene Ontology annotation, biological process: proteolysis; extracellular matrix organization.
ACCAGUUGAGGGAGGCUGUGCGUGUGUGCUCGACGCGCCGCUGCACCAACAGGUACUGAAGCAACACUAAGGUGAUGAGCUGAGUGCGAAGCAACCAUCAAGUGGCGGUGUUAGCUCAGCUGGACGGAAGACACUGACGCAGUUGAAGUGGACGUAAACACACUGGAAAGUCAUUUGGUUUUAUUGACGCUGCCGAUUGAAAAGUUGGCGAAGUUGGCAUUACUGACGUAGUCGAAGGGAAAGUUGGCGAAGUUGGCGUUACUGACGUAGCCGAAGGGAAAGUUGGCGAAGACGUUGGCGUUUCUGACGUGAUCGAAGAGAAAAGUUGACGUAGUUUGCAGUGAUGGGGAUACACGAGGGUGAGCUGGUGCUGGUGGUGACGGUGCUGGCAGCCACAGUUGCUGUUCUUACUUCUGACCAGUCGCAGCAGGAAGUGCCGGAGGUGAGCGAGGAGGUGCAGUGGUCGGAGGCUCUGGUGGAAGUGAAUCUGAUGCCCAGCCAUGCCCACUCUGACGCCUUCGGACAUGCCCACAUCAGAGGCAACUCCCCCAACAGCUUCCUGAAGGUCACCAUGGAGAACAGUCACUAUCACCUCACCCUCACACCUACUAAAUGGCUGGUCGCCUCUGGGGCGACCAUGACACGUGUGGGUGUAGGCGGUGUUGCGGACGUGGGCGGAAGCGUGGGCAGAGAGUACCUGCCUUUGGAGCCCCGCCCGUGCUUGUACCAAGCCCACCCUGAGGACAUGGGCGGCCAGGCGACAACAGGCACUGUCUCCCUCUGUCACAGUGACGGACCGAGAGUGAUGCUGAUGACUGCUGACGAGAUGACGGAGUUGUUACCCCUGCAGUACGGCGGAGGGGCGGGUGCUGACCAGCCCACCACCUCUAAGAGAGUGGGCGGCACCCACGCACCACUCAACACCCACGUUGUCAAGCGCCACCCACUGCCGGCUGUCAUGGACCAAGACUGCCAGAGUCAUUCGAGCUGCCUCCGGACCCCCAGUGUUCCGACACCCACUGAACUGCCCGACCUCAGCCAGGUCCUGGUGGAUCCCUCAGAGCAGGAGGUGAAACGGGUGGCGGGGGAGACGGCCGAGGUUGAGCCUCUAUCAGUGGAGUUGGGACUCUUCCUGGACAAAGCUCUGCUCGACCUGUUCUCAGAGUACCUACCUUCCCAGCAGGAGCUCAUCGACCUCGUCCUCGGUCUCGUCAACAACGUGCAGGCACUGUACCGUCACCAGUCACUGGGACGCCAGGUGAACUUUACCAUUACUCACCUGCGCCUGCUAGACACCCAGCCGAAGGACCUGCCCACCCACAAAGGCAACAGGAUCAUGCUUCUGAAGUCCUUCUGUGAGUACAACCAGAGGAACAAUGAUCCUGACGAUACUAGCCCUGACCACUGGGACAUCGGUGUUUACCUCUCUGGUCUCAACUUCUACGUGAGUAAUCCUGACGGAGGGGAAGACGCGGUGACCAUGGGUCUGGCCUACACAGGAGGGGUGUGCAAGCCUCACCUCUCCUGUGUCAUCAACGAGUUUGGUGUGGUCAACUACCGGGGUCGUCCAUACCCGUCUUCGGGAGCACUCAGCUCCUACGUCCUCGCCCAUGAAAUCGGACACAGCCUGGGUCUCCGUCAUGACGGAGUCAGCAACGAGUGUGCCAGAAGCGGGUUUAUUAUGGCAGCUGGCAGAGGCCUGAAGGGUGCCACCACCUGGUCCAGCUGUGCCAGGGAGAAGAUCCUCAAGCAGAAGGGGUCGUGCCUUCUCGAGGGAAGUAUAGGUGCGUGGGGUGAUGGGUGGGUUACCGUGGUUGGGGGCAACGAAAACACCUGGAACCUGACCUCUUAUAGGGGAAUGCCAGGCCAACGCUGGGAUGCCACGGCACAGUGCCAACUCUUCUUGAAGGAUCCACACGCAGGUCUAGCUGAUGUACUGGCCAUUAAGGAAAUCUGCACUAGCGUCACCUGUGUCUCCCCUAACCGCAUCUCCUCUUACCUGGCGGGCCCAGCGCUGGAGACUACCCACUGCGGGGGCAAGAAUUGGUGUCGCGGGGGAGUCUGCGUCCCCUGGGGCGCUGAUGGACCCCAGGAGGUGGUGGCUGGUAGCUGGGGCCCCUGGACCCACGGGGAGUGCACGUCAGGAUGCGUCGAGGGAGGCACAGGUUAUCAAGUAUCUCACCGUUGGUGCGAUUCUCCACCUGCCAAAAACUCUGUAGAAGGUUGUGUAGGCUCCCAAGUGCGGGUGUCACUGUGUCCUGACGAAGAGGUGUGUGGAACAACUCCCAGGAGGACUGUCAAUGAACUGGCCAGUCAACUCUGUCAAGUGGUGGCAGCUCUGAAGACUGAUGUUGACGGUAUCGGCCGUCAGUUAUCCCACAGCUCAGACGUGGUGUGGCAGUCAUGUGCCUUGUACUGCCAGAAGAAGAACAGUACUGACUUGUGGACGCCCAGGUAUGAGUUUAAGGACUUACCUCACGUAGCAACUCACCUGCCAGAUGGAACACCAUGCAAUCUUGAUCAGUAUGUGUGCUUCAACCGUGAGUGUGUGCCCAAGGAGGCAGUGAUGCAGGCGAGACAUGCUAGGGGGGUAAAGGAAAUGCCCUAGAGAGGGGCAGGGUGGUGCCCCUGGAGAGGGGCGUCGUGGAAACUGAGUCGCCUUACGACUACGACCCCAUCGACAUGGACGAUCUCUUCUCCUGAGGUUCCCUGCUCUGUCAUCUUACUAGAUCCUCUCUCUCUCUCUCUCUCUCUCUGUCUCUCUCUCUGUCCGUGAUUCUCUCCUUUACUUUCUUCCUUCUUGUUUUUAUCUUUUCUCUCUUUCCUUUAACUUUUUAUUGGCCAAAUUUCUCUGUUCCUCUUUCUUUCCCUUCCUUUUUACGUAUUUCUCUCUGACUGUCUUUGUUUUCUUAUCUUCCUGGAUUUCUCUCUUUCUUCCUUCAUUUUCUUAUCUCCUUGGCCUUGUAGUUUCCUGGUCCCACUGAUUUCUCUCACAGUCUUUCUACCUUGCUUCCCCCUCCUUUUCGAAUAUUUCUGGUUGUUCACUUCUUCUCCUCUAUUCUUUUUUAACACCUCUCCUUUGCCAUUCUCCCUUGGAACCCUCUUCAACCCCCCUUCCUUUGUUCUUUGUCACUUUUAUCCUUUGUCCUUCUCCUUUGUUUUAUUCCCAGUGCCUAUUUCUCUUUUCUUUCUUCCUAUCCUGCCUCUUCGUUAUUCUUUAUCGGCUCAUUUAGAGCUUACUGACCUGUUUUCUUCUUUCUGUUUCCUUUCUCUUCUGUUCUUACCCUUUCCAUGAGCGAAUAAGAUUCGCAGGUGGAGAAAAUUUAAAAAAAAAGAAGAUAGUGCAAGAAUGGAUAAACGAAUAUAAAAAUAGAAGCGAAGGAGGAAGAGGAAAACAUGAUGUCAAACAUUACGAGUUCUGAGAGAAAACAAACACUGGAGAAAGUGAAUAAUGAAAAGCGUGAAUAGAAAGCGAGGUGCAGCAAAACACGCCAUUAAUAGGCCACCGUUUAGCUCUGUGUAGACCUUUUGUCAAGUUGUAACUUGGAAAAAAGCUCUCUUGAGGGCGAAACGUCGUCACAGUAACAGCAUGUUGUUAAGCUUCAUUUCCAUGUCCGAAUUUCAGCCAGGAUGAACAAGGGACUAUGGUGGGGGGAAAAAACAUUUCGAGCCAAAAAAAUGUAAAUAAUGACCGUCAUUUGUUUUCCUCCGGGAGAGUUUGUAAACAACAUUGUGGCUGUGAUGUGUUGAAGCUGAGCACACCUGGCCACACCUGGCCACCUGG